UCACUGAGAGAGUGCUUCUCGGACGAUGUCAGUCUCCUGCUAAAAGCGGAGGAAGAGGAAGUAGUUUGUGUUGAUAUUUCUUCGGAUCAUCUGUGAUUGACAGAAAGCGUGUCACAGUGAACGAUGCAAACAACCGGGAAUUUAAAUGUUCUCUUUGAUUUUACUGCAGCUGAAACAAACUGAGAGAAUAAUAGCAGCACAUACUGUGGAGAUAUGCGUUCGUGAUUGGAAUUUAACUCCGAAAUUAAUAUGUCUCUCUAGUCAAGCGAAAUUAAAUCGAAAAGUCACUUAGUGUAUGGAUUACGUAACAAUACUGUGAUAUAAAAUAAAUUAUUUAAUGCUAUUUAUAUAUAAUAUAUGGAAUUAAAUAUGAUGGAAAAUCCUGCUACUACUGAUUUUGAAAAUGAAGAAAUGUCAAGAAAACUUCCAGCUGAAAUACUUAGCUCUGAUUCUGCUGCAAACUACAUUAAAAGCUGGCCUGUGCAGCUACCAGUUCCUAUGAAAACUAUUUACAUUAAAGGAACCAGACGCAUUCGACGAAAACCUUAUCGGUUUAAAUGCUCCAAUAUGAAAAAUUGGUUAAUACCAUUGGAUGGUCCUAUGUCAAUGGAUCAUGUUCAUUUUCUUUUGGACUGUUUUGUUGUAUCAGCUGGUCCUGUGCCACCACAACUUGGUAGAUAUCAUCCACAGUCAGAUCCUGAAGAAUUUGUCCCGAAAGAUACCAUGGAAUUGAGCCGAGAAGACAACUGGAGUGAUAAUAGUGAAGAGGAGGAUGAGUUUUGGUCAAAAGUGGGAAUCCCCAAAGAUAAUAGUCCGCAGGUAUCCAAAAGAGAAACGUCCACUCGAACAGAAGUAAUAGGUGCUGGUACAUCUUCUAUGAACAGCUGGCCUGAAGAGGACAAUGACACAUACACAUUUGAACCGUAUUUUCCGAAUGCUAAUACCAAACGUAUACAAAGGAGCAAUUAUACUUUUCCUGCUGAUCUGAAUGAUGAUUUUAUAGUCAGAGAAUUAUCAGAAAUGAGACUUGUUUUAGAGAGACUUUUGGACACGCAGGAGGUUGCUAAUUGGGAUGAUCCGCGGAAUCUACGUGAAAUACUUGACAUGCUUCCGGAAGAUCCUCAUCCCAAAGAGCCCUCUCCGCACUAUCCUGUCGGAGAAUGGGAGUUUGAUGACUGUGGAAUAUGCUUUGAGUCUCAGUGGUUGUACCGUCGUGUUUGUUGCAGCUUCCCUGCGUGCUCGAUAUGUUUGCAGAAUUACUUCUCGUCAAAAAUUGAUAAUGGCCAAGUUAAGAUUGAAUGCUGCAAUACAACAUGCAGUUCCUAUGUGCACCGGGAUGAGAUAUCAGCACGUCUCACACUAGCUUACAAGGAGAAAUUUCACAAAUUGUUAAUUCUGGCAAAUCAAGACGCAAACACAAAAACUUGUCCCCGAUGCAGCCAUGUGACAAAGAUCUCAAAAAAGCCAAAGCAGGAUGGAGAGGACAAAUUUCCAAGUGUGACCUGUCCUUCAUGCUUGCUGGAGUGGUGCUUUAACUGCCAUGCUCCGUGGCAUGGCUCGUUGACGUGCAAGCAGUUCAGGAAGGGCGACCGGUUGCUGCGGUCAUGGGCUCGGGAAAGAAAUCAUGGCCAAUUAAACGCACAGAGAUGCCCGAAGUGCAAGAUAUAUAUCCAGCGUACUACAGGAUGUGACCAUAUGCACUGCACUCGAUGUAAAACUGAUUUUUGUUACAAAUGUGGGGAGAGAUUCCGACAUUUGAAGUUUUUUGGUGAUCAUUACAGUAAACUCAGCAUCUUUGGUUGUAAAUAUCGUUUCAAAGCUGACCAGCCUGUACAACGGAAAGUCAUAAGAGGAGCUAUAUUUGGAGGAAAAUUGAUCGCAGCUCCUGUACUUGGCGCUCUAGCUCUAUGCGCUGGCGCAUUGGCUGUUGGUAUCUCCCUCUUCGCAUUGCCAGUGUAUGGAGGAGUUCGCUUAUACAGGCAUUGUGAAGGUCGACAAGCAACAAAAGCUGUUCGAAGACACCCACAUCAUAUCCACAAUGUCAGACAUAACAUUCAUAAUGUCCACUUGCACGAUUGUCUUUUCUUUCCUGAAAGUUAAAGAGCCAAAUUAUAUUAACUUAUAUAUAUGUGUAUCAAUGUUAUAACGCUUUUUAUUUUAAUUGGAUGCUGCGAUGUUGUCAUUUUUGUGGGCUUAAACUAUUUGCUUCAAAUAAUUUUUCCAAGUGUUUCGCAUUUAUUAAUAUCGUCCAGCUUAAUUGCAGGUUAAUAUGGUGCAUUUGUUCACGCAAAGCAAGCUGUCGAUAUGUUUCACAUUUCUUUAUGGCGUAUUUGUUCAAUCGAAGCAAAUUGUCAAUGUUUUUCACGUUUCAUUUAUAUUGUCUCGCUUAUUCGCCAAUAAAGUGGUGCAUUUGUUCAUGCAGAAGCAUUAUCAUGAAUGUUACAUGUGUAAAAAUAGAUUAUAUAGAUCUUAUAAUUCUAUCUGUAAAGAUCAAAGUAUACUUUGUGCA
Molecule: messenger RNA, 2509 nt
Organism: Uloborus diversus
Lineage: Eukaryota; Metazoa; Arthropoda; Arachnida; Araneae; Uloboridae
Product: E3 ubiquitin-protein ligase arih1l-like
Exons: 4
Coding region: 358-2100 (580 amino acids)
Biological process (GO): ubiquitin-dependent protein catabolic process; positive regulation of proteasomal ubiquitin-dependent protein catabolic process; protein polyubiquitination
Cellular component (GO): ubiquitin ligase complex; cytoplasm
Molecular function (GO): ubiquitin protein ligase activity; zinc ion binding; ubiquitin conjugating enzyme binding
Source: RefSeq, a predicted model, not a curated record